AUGACACCUUACCACCUUAAUUCGAUCGUCUUGAUUCUUGUUUCACUCAGUUUAGCAUUUAUCAGUGGAAAUAUCAUUGCUGAGGCACGUAACCUUUUGGAGGUUCAUGUGAUUCCUAAGCCUGAGCUUCCCGUCGCUCCAAAGCCUGAGCUUCCUGUGGUUCCAAAGCCUGAGGUUCCGGUAGUUCCAAAGCCCGAGCUUCCCGUGGCACCAAAGCCUGAGCUUCCAAUGGUUCCAAAGCCUGAGGUUCCGGUGGUUCCAAAGCCUGAGGUUCCGGUGGUUCCAAAGCCUGAGGUUCCUGUGGUUCCAAAGCCUGAGGUUCCGGUAUUUCCAAAGCCCGAGCUUCCUGUUGUUCCGAAGCCUGAGCUUCCCGUCGCACCAAAGCCUGAGCUUCCUCCAAAUCCUGAGGUUCCGGUGGUUCCAAAGCCCGAGCUUCCUGUGGUUCCGAAGCCUGAGCUUCCCGUCGCACCAAAGCCUGAGCUUCCAAAUCCUGAGGUUCCGGUGGUUCCAAAGCCCGAGCUUCCUGAUGUUCUGAAGCAUGAGCUUCCCGUGGUAACUAAGCCUGAGCUUCCCGUUCCACCAAAGUCUGAGCUUCCUGUGGUUCCAAAGGCUGAGGUUCCAGUAGUUCCAAAGCCCGAGCUUCAUGUGGUUCCGAAGCCUGAGCUUCCAGUCGCACCAAAGCCUGAGCAUCCUGUGGUUCCAAAGCCUGAGGUUCCGGUGGUUCCAAAGCCCGAGCUUCCUGUUGUUCCGAAGCCUGAGCUUCCCGUGGUAACUAAGCCUGAGCUUCCCGUCGUACCAAAGCCCGAGCUUCCUGUGGUUCCAAAGCCCGAGGUUCCUGUGGUUCCAAAGCCCGAGCUUCCUAUGGUUCCGAAACCUGAGAUUCCCGUGGCACCAAAGCCUGAGCUUCCCGUCGCACCAAAGCCUAAGCUUCCCGUGGUUCCAAAGCCUGAGGUUUCGGUAGUUCCAAAGCCUGAGUUUCCGGUGGCUCCUAAGCCUGAGCUUCCUGAGGUUCCAAAGCCUGAGUUUCCCCAUGUUCCAAAGCCCGAGCUUCCUGUGGUUCCAAAGCCCGAGCUUCCUGUCAUUCCAAAGCCCACAUUGCCAACAAUGCCUAAGCUACCCAAGGAAUUUCCUAUCCCUUCCAUUGCCCAUCCGUAA
Lactuca virosa is the source of this 1155-nucleotide messenger RNA. Lineage: Eukaryota; Viridiplantae; Streptophyta; Magnoliopsida; Asterales; Asteraceae. The record is from the annotation of a GenBank genome assembly.